Molecule: messenger RNA, 7856 nt
Organism: Chrysemys picta bellii (western painted turtle)
Lineage: Eukaryota; Metazoa; Chordata; Testudines; Emydidae
Source: RefSeq, a predicted model, not a curated record
GGACUCCACUCCGGCUUUUCCUCCCUCCCCUCUCGCUGAGCCCUUGCGCUGAAUGAAGCCCCUGGCCCCUCAUUGCUCCCCGGUGCCCGGACCGUGCCGUGCCGCGGGGCGCUCCGCAGCCGCCUGGCCGAAGGACGGAGGGGGAGGCAGAGGGGCGCUCGCACCCCACCGUACGUCCGGGCCCGGCGGCUGCCAGCUGCCUGGGGAGAAGCAGGCGUGACCUUCCGGCCAGCUUCCCAUCCCCGCCGCCCGGGACCUGCCUCCCAGCCCGGCUCCCCCAGCUCCACCCCGGGGGUGCCGGCGGCGGAGAGGCACCGAUCGCGGGGCUACCAAGGGGGCGGAAGAGCGCGGAGCUGCGCCGCGCCCCCCUCCCGGCGCUGGGGGGACGGUGUAGGAGCCCAGCGGCUGCGAGGUCCCGGAGACGGCGACCCCCGAAGGAAGAUUGCCGAGCAACGCCCCCGAACCUCCCCCCUGCUCCGUGGAAUUGCGGGGUCCCCCCCCACCCCGCAGCAGCCCCGCGUGUGCGCGGGCAGGGCUGGCGGGGCUGAUUUCGCUUGCACGCUGGUUCUCCAGCAUGCCCGGACUGCCUGUCACGCGUGGAUCUAGCCAGAGACGCCCCCUCGCCGCGCUGGAGCGGACUGGGCGCCCGGCGGAGACUUCCUGAGAGCCGGGGGGUUUUGAGGGGGGGAUCGGGGUUAUUCGGAGGGGGGAGCCGGCUUGGACUAUUUUUCUCCCCCUUCCUCUGUUGUAUUUUUGUGGGGGGGAGGGGAUCCGUUUGGAGAAGCAUCCAGCGGGGAGGAAAACAAGCCACCCGAGGACACCCCCCCCUCCCCGCCCCUGCACACUGCAGGGCAGAGGACCCGGAGCGAUCCGCGCCAGGUUGGAGCCGACCCCCGAAUCCAGCCCGAGCUCGGCAGACGCGACCCACCGGUCUCCAUCGCUCGCUCCGAUUUCGUAACACCUUGUGGGGGGAGGGCGGGGGGGGGGGCGCGAAGGAAAGCGAAAUGUCUCGAGCCGGAGUGGAAUAGGACUAGCUGAAUGGAGCAGCCCGCUGGAAGGAGAACUGAGGCUGGAUCGCUAAAGGCUCGCUGUCUGCCGGAUCGUCCCUCCUGUGUGAUGCCGGGAGAGGCCCCGGGCUCGGGCCGCUGAGAGCCGUGCCAGGGAGUGAGCGUGCCAAUCCCCCGGCCGGCGCCAUGGCCCGUCUCGCCCACGCCCUCUGGAGCCUUUGCGUCACCGCCAUCCUCGUCACCUCAGCCACACAAGGUCUGAGCCGUGCCGGGCUGCCCUUUGGCCUGGUGCGGCGGGAACUGGCCUGCGAGGGCUACCCCAUCGAGCUGCGCUGCCCAGGCAGUGACGUCAUCAUGGUGGAGAACGCCAACUACGGGCGCACGGACGACAAGAUCUGUGACGCCGAUCCCUUCCAGAUGGAGAACGUGCAGUGCUACCUCCCUGACGCCUUCAAGAUCAUGUCCCAGAGGUGCAAUAACCGGACGCAGUGCGUGGUGGUGGCUGGAUCGGACGCCUUCCCGGACCCCUGCCCCGGAACCUACAAGUACCUGGAGGUCCAGUAUGACUGUGUCCCAUACAAAGUGGAACAAAAAGUAUUCGUUUGCCCGGGGACCCUACAGAAGGUGCUGGAGGCCACGUCCACCCACGAAUCAGAGCAUCAGUCGGGCGCCUGGUGCAAAGACCCGCUGCAAGCCGGCGACCGGAUCUACGUCAUGCCGUGGAUUCCUUACCGGACGGACACGCUGACAGAGUACGCCUCGUGGGAGGACUACGUGGGCGCCCGGCACACCACCACCUACCGGCUGCCCAACCGCGUGGACGGCACGGGCUUCGUGGUGUACGACGGGGCCGUCUUCUACAACAAGGAGCGGACCCGGAACAUCAUCAAGUACGAUCUGCGGACCCGCAUCAAAAGCGGCGAGACGGUGAUCAACACGGCCAACUACCACGACACCUCGCCCUACCGCUGGGGGGGCAAGACCGACAUCGACCUGGCCGUGGACGAGAACGGGCUGUGGGUCAUCUACGCCACCGAGGGCAACAACGGGCGCCUGGUGGUGAGCCAGCUCAACCCCUACACCCUGCGCUUCGAGGGUACCUGGGAGACGGGCUACGACAAGCGCUCGGCCUCCAACGCCUUCAUGGUGUGCGGGGUGCUGUACGUGGUGCGCUCCGUCUACGUGGACGACGACAGCGAGGCCGCCGGCAACCGUGUGGACUACGCCUUCAACACCAACCUCAACCGGGAGGAGCCCGUCUCGCUGGCCUUCCCCAACCCCUACCAGUACGUCUCCUCCGUGGACUACAACCCCCGCGACAACCAGCUCUACGUCUGGAACAACUACUUCGUGGUGCGCUACGCCCUGGAGUUUGGGCCCCCCGACCCCAGCACGGGCCCCGUCACCUCCACGCCGCUUAGCACCACCACCACCGUGCGGCCCACCACGGUCACCACCACGGCCUCGCCCGCCGCCACCACCACGGUGCGCAGGGCCCCCCUCACCACCCACCCCAUCGGCGCCAUCAACCAGAAGGGCACGGAGCUGCACCCCAUCACGGCCGCUGCCCCCAGCACCCGCAAGCCCCCCUCCUCCAACCAGCACGUCUCCCCCGAGCUCUUCUGCGAGCCCAAGGAGGUCAGAAGGGUCCAGUGGCCGGCCACGCAGCAGGGCAUGCUGGUGGAGCGGCCCUGCCCCAAGGGCACCAGAGGAAUCGCCUCCUUCCAGUGCCUGCCGGCCCUGGGGAUCUGGAACCCGCGCGGCCCCGACCUCAGCAACUGCACCAGCCCCUGGGUCAACCAGGUGGCACAGAAGAUCAAGAGCGGGGAGAACGCGGCCAACAUUGCCAGCGAGCUGGCGCGGCACACGCGGGGACCCAUCUACGCCGGCGACGUCAGCUCCUCCGUCAAGCUGAUGGAGCAGCUGCUGGACAUCCUGGACGCCCAGCUGCAGGCGCUGCGCCCCAUCGAGAGGGAGUCGGCUGGCAAGAACUACAACAAGAUGCACAAGCGAGAGCGGACCUGUAAAGACUACAUCAAGGCUGUGGUGGAGACCGUGGACAAUCUGCUGCGGCCCGAGGCGCUGGAGUCGUGGAAGGACAUGAACGCCACGGAGCAGGUGCACACGGCCACCAUGCUGCUGGACAUCCUGGAGGAGGGCGCCUUCCUGCUGGCCGACAACGUCAAGGAGCCCGCGCGCUUCGUCACCACCCGGCAGAACGUGGUGCUGGAGGUGACAGUGCUGAACACGGAGGGGCAGGUGCAGGAGCUGGUCUUCCCACAGGAGUACGCCAGCGAGAACUCCAUCCAGCUCUCGGCCAAAACCAUCAAGCAGAACAGCCGCAAUGGGGUGGUCAAGGUGGUCUUCAUCCUCUACAACAACCUGGGCUUCUUCCUCUCCACCGAGAAUGCCACGGUCAAGCUGAGCGGGGAGGCGGGCGCCCCGAGCCCCGCCCUGGUCGUCAACUCGCAGGUCAUCGCCGCCUCCAUCAACAAGGAGUCCAGCCGAGUCUUCCUCAUGGACCCCGUCAUCUUCACCCUCUCCCACCUGGAGGCGAAGAACCACUUCAACGCCAACUGCUCCUUCUGGAACUACUCGGAGCGCUCCAUGAUGGGCUACUGGUCGACACAGGGCUGCCGCCUGGUGGAGACCAACAAGACGCACACGACCUGCGCCUGCAGCCACCUCACCAACUUCGCCGUGCUCAUGGCGCACCGCGAGAUCUACCAGGGCCGUAUCAACGAACUGCUGCUGUCGGUGAUCACCUGGGUGGGCAUCGUCAUCUCGCUGGUGUGCCUGGCCAUCUGCAUCUCCACCUUCUGCUUCCUGCGCGGGCUGCAGACCGACCGCAACACCAUCCACAAGAACCUCUGCAUCAGCCUCUUCCUUGCUGAGCUCCUCUUCCUCAUCGGCAUCGACAAGACGCAGUACGAGAUCGCCUGCCCCAUCUUCGCGGGGCUGCUGCAUUACUUUUUCCUGGCAGCCUUCUCCUGGAUGUGCCUGGAGGGCGUGCACCUCUACCUCAUGCUGGUGGAGGUCUUCGAGAGCGAGUACUCCCGCAAGAAGUACUACUACCUGGGCGGCUACUGCUUCCCGGCCCUCGUGGUGGGCAUCGCCGCCGCCAUCGACUACCGCAGCUACGGCACCGACAAGGCCUGCUGGCUCCGAGUGGACAAUUACUUCAUCUGGAGCUUCAUUGGCCCCGUCUCCUUCAUCAUCGUGGUCAACCUGCUCUUCCUCAUGAUCACGCUGCACAAGAUGAGCCGCAGCACGGCCGUGCUCAAGCCCGACUCCAGCCGCCUGGACAACAUCAAGUCCUGGGCGCUGGGCGCCAUCGCUCUCCUCUUCCUCUUGGGACUCACCUGGGCCUUCGGCCUCCUCUUCAUCAACAAGGAGUCCAUCGUCAUGGCCUAUCUCUUCACCACCUUCAACGCCUUCCAGGGCAUGUUCAUCUUCGUCUUCCACUGUGCCCUGCAGAAGAAGGUGCACAGGGAGUUCAGUAAAUGCCUGCGUCACGCGUCCUGCUGCCUGCGCAGCCCCCCGGGGGCCACACUCGGCUCCCUCAAGACUUCAGCCAUUCGGAGCAACAACCGCUACUACACGGGCACGCAGAGUCGGAUCCGGAGAAUGUGGAAUGACACCGUCCGGAAACAGACGGAGUCGAGCUUCAUGGCGGGGGACAUCAACAGCACCCCCACCCUGAACCGAGGGACCAUGGGGAACCACCUGCUGACCAACCCGGUGCUGCAGACCCGGGGCGGCACCAGCCCCUAUAACACCCUCAUCGCCGAGUCCGUGGGCUUCAACCCCUCCUCGCCCCCCGUCUUCAACUCCCCAGGGAGCUUCCGAGAGUCCAAGCACCCCCUGAACAACAGCCGGGACGCCUGCGGCAUGGACACCCUGCCCCUCAACGGCAACUUCAACAACAGCUACUCCCUCCGCAGUGCUGACUUCCCGGCCGAGGGCGCCAAGAUGGCCGACUGCCGGCGCAACCUCAGCGACGCCGCCGCCUUCGAGAAGAUGAUCAUCUCGGAGCUGGUGCACAACAACCUGCGCGGGGGCGCCAGCGGCACGGCCAAGGGGGCACCCCCUCCCCGCCCCCCCCCACGCGGCGGCGGGCCCGGCGAGGAGGAGGCGGCGGCGCCCGAGGGCCCGGCCCUGAGCCACGAGGAGAACCUGGAGAUCGAACUCAUGUACAAGGCCCUGGAGGAGCCGCUGCUGCUGCAACGGGCUCAGUCGAUCCUCUACCAGAGCGACCUGGAGGAGUCCGAGAGCUGCACGGCCGACCUGACCGAGGGCGGAGACGGCCAGGCCCCCUCCCCCAACAGGGACUCCUUGUACACCAGUAUGACCAACCUGAGAGACUCCCCUUACCCGGACAGCAGCCCCGAGGCGGUGGGGGAAAUCCUCCCCCACACCCAAGCCAUCAACGAAAUCUACUACACCAACCGGCCCGCCCUGGUGCCCCGCAGCCAGCUCCAAGCCUACUACCAGGUCCGGAGACCGAGCACUGACGGCUACUUGGUUCAAGCCGGCUUAGAGGGCCCAGUGCCGGAGGGAGACGGUCAAAUGCAGCUGGUCACCAGUCUCUGAAAGCCAGGAGCGGACUGAGGAGCCGUCCCGAGCCGCCGACUCUCCCCCCGCCUCAUCCCACCUUUGCCAAAAGGAGCCCCUCCCCCCGGGCCGUGGCCUGGCGUUUUUAAUUUUUGCCCUGGGAUGCUGAGAGAGAGACGGGUGGGCGCUGCAGAAGGACACAGGCCAGGGGAAGGAGGAGAGGUGGCGUGAAUCUCCUCUGGGAAGGGGGGCCGUCUUGUCUAGCGUCCUCCUGCCCACCUGGCGGAGAGGGGAGGGUGGAAAUCGGGGGUUGCUGCUUUUGUUUUUGAAGGAAAGGAAGGAGGAGGGGCGGGAAGGAAGGAAUGAAAAAGGCACCGGGCCGGACGACAGGAUGUCACUUUUUCGUUUUUUAAGGUCGUCCCUCUUCCGUUUCUUUACGUUGGUUUUGUGGGGAGAGAAGAUCAAAAAGAAGUGGAGCAGGGAAACCAAUUUUCUUUUUAAGGCGUGUUAAGAAACGGAUCAGAACCAUGGGGGAGGGGCCGGCUGGGCCUGUAUCAGAGCCCGAGAACAACCCCCCCCACGCACACCGGCACCCAUGUAUAGGCCAUCCCUGCUCCCCCACGUAUGCACCUUGGCGAUGUCAAACAGGGAUCCGAUUGGUCCGGAGAGAGAGAGGCGGAUGGAGCAUCCUCCUAUGGCCUCCACUGUCUUCUAUACGAACUUUGCCAAAAAACAUAAUCUGUAUAGAUAUAUAGAGAGCUAUAAAGAGAGAGCUAUAUCGAGAGAGAGAGGUGGGGGUGGGGAUUGUUUGGGGUCUGGAUAGAAAUUAUGUUGAAUCCGGUGCUGACCUUCCAGUAUUUGUCAGCUGAGGGAAACUGAGGCACGGUGGGGAAGGGACUCUUAAAGUCACUCAUUGACAGGGUUUUGAGUUCGGUUCUUUUUUAUGCCAAGCCAUCAGCAAAGUCUGCAGGAGACCGGGAGAGAGGUGCAGUUUUUUUCUUUCAAAAGCAUCCUGGGCACCAGGAAGGGCUGAUGCACAACAUUGUUUCCAGCGGAGGAGGAGAUGGCGCUGAGGUGGCCAUCUUUGAUUUGGAUUUUUGUUUUCCUUUGCUGUGUGGCACGCACACACACACACACACGCCCUUCCCAGCUCACAAAUCAAACACACAUCACCGUCCUGCUCUGGGAGCUGGCAGAGGAGACCGUGAGCCGAGGGGUUCUUCCUGGGCCGUCAGUGUAAUUGUUCAAUCCACAUUCCCCACUCUCGCCUGCCGCUGCCCCACUUCGGUCAAGAUGCGCACGCCGUUUUCCUAUGGCUCAAUGGGAAGCUCGGAAACUCCUGCAGCUCUUGCCCCUUCUGCGUUUUCCAACUCUGCUUUUAUUUCCUCCUCUGAAGACAUGCAGAAGUCAGGUGCCUCGUGGGAGCUGCUGUCUGAACUCGGUUGGGUCAAGAUGAGGCUGGGGAGGAUUUUUUGGGGGGGGCAAUUUGACAAUUGAACCAUUUUCCCGUCCAAAUCAGUCGGAUCAUCUCUGAGCAAAAGAACAACAGAAACCCAAACGGCACUUUUUUUUUCUUUCUUUCAAAGGACAAAACAAAAAACAAAAAUUUCUCCCUUUUCAAGCACAACUCUGAAUUCUCUCGCCCUCUUCUUCCCGAGAGAGACCAUGGGAGCCAAUAUCACAUGAAUACGUCAUUUCGCCGGGGAGGGGGGGAGCUUAGGGUGGGGUGGAGGGUUAAUUCAGGGGAGGCGGGCGGGGAUACAGAUUGAAAUGCUGUAAAUAUGAAAUUUCAAACAAACAACAAAAAGGGGAAUUGAGGAAUCCCUUGAAAAAUGAAACAGGGAUUUAAAACAAAAAAAUACAACCAAUCCACCACAGUCCCAGGGAACAGUUUGUGUCCUGGAAUUAAAAUAUAUAUCUAUAUAUCUAUAGAUAUAUACUGACCUCUGCUCCAGCCCCAUUGACUGUUGGGGGGGACAGGUGAAGGGAACAAGGAGACCCCCUCCCCUUUUGACGAAGACAGGGGAAGGGAUCGCAAAAACUAAGAGCAGAUUUUUUACAAUCAAAACAAAAAAAACAACAAAAAAAUUACUGUUUUUGGCACAAUUUUUAUGUAAUAUAUACAUAUAAUGCGUCAUUUCUGUGACUUUCUCAACAUUCCCUUUUCCUGCUGGAUAAGGUACUUUUUUCAUACAUCUUGACAUGGAUCGGUCAUUUUCUCACUCACUGCCACUGUGGAAUUGUGGGUAAAAAAAAAAUUACUGUAAGACCCAAAGAUGCUGUAACUGUAGGUUA